Seriola aureovittata is the source of this 4978-nucleotide messenger RNA. RefSeq names its product CAS1 domain containing 1 (gene casd1). The transcript is spliced from 18 exons. Gene Ontology annotation, cellular component: Golgi membrane. Gene Ontology annotation, molecular function: N-acetylneuraminate 9-O-acetyltransferase activity. The record is from RefSeq and is a predicted model, not a curated record. Bases 95 to 2596 code for a protein of 833 amino acids. NCBI's taxonomy places the organism in Eukaryota, Metazoa, Chordata, Actinopteri, Carangiformes, Carangidae.
AGACCGUGGUCUGCCUGAAUGAUCUGGUGGAUUAAAUUAAACGUAAGCCCUUCCUGUAUCUAAUUUUGAUCUACAGCUGUUUAGAGCAGCAGUGAUGGAGAAGGAGGCGGUGUCGCUUGAGGCAGACGGGGCAGGUGGUGCACCGGGAGGAGCGCCACCGCCGCUAGACUGCACAGCUGCUUGUUGUCAUGGAGGAGCAAAGAUGGCGGUCCUGGCCUAUAGCCUGGGCAAACGCGAAAUAAAUCAACAUUUCACCAUUAAAAAUGCCAAAUUAAUAUCGCUAGUAGUCGUUAUUUUACUCCUUGUGUUUCACACAGCUUCGCGAUAUUAUGGAGGUGGAGACUCAUGUGAAUGGCUGCUGUCCAGAGGACGUUACUUGGGGGAGAAUGUAUGGCAGCCUUAUGGCUGUAUGAUGCACAAAUACAAAAGCAUUGAAGCCAAAACAUGCCUUGCUGAAAAGCGGGUGGCCUUUGUUGGUGAUUCACGAAUCAGGCAGCUAUUUUACUCCUUCAUCAAAAUUAUUGACCCUGAGCGAAGAGAAGAAGGAAACAAGCAUGAGGACAUUUCCUUUGAAGAAGAGAGUUCUGCUGUGAAUGUGGACUUCCUGUGGUAUCCAGAGGCAAAUAAUUCGAUGAAGGAGCGCUUGAUAUCAUGGACACAUGAAGCUUCAGCUAAGCCAGAUGUUGUCAUCCUUGGAGCUGCCACAUGGUCCAUUAAGUUGCACAGUGGCAGCAGCGAGACCCUGCAGCAGUACAAAGUCAACCUGACAGCCAUUGCUGUGCAUCUAGAGAGGCUGGCUGACCAUGGGGAGGUCUACUGGGUACUGCAAGACCCAGUAAAUGAGGAGGUGUUGAGUGAGAACAGGAAAAUGAUCACCAACCAGCAGCUGGAGCUGUACAAUGAAGCAGCAGCAGAUGUGCUCAACAGCAGCAAGCGUAACGGCAGGUCCCGGGUCAAGCUGUUGGCGGCGUCGCGUCAGGCGGCACUGGAAACGAUCACCUUGUCAGACGAUGGCUUGCACCUGCCUGAGAGCACCAGGAACGUGGGGGCCAUGGUCCUCAUGAACUCUGUGUGCAACAAGCUACUGAGGCCCAUAGAUGGAUCCUGCUGCCAAACGUUACCGCCCCCAAACUUCCUCCAGAAAUUGUCAGCGUGUUUCUUCCUGGGCUCAGCCCUGGUCUUCCUGAUCCUCCAUGUCCUUGGCAACAACCGCCACCGCCGACCUGUGCCCCCUGAUGUGGAGAGCUUAGAGGAGAAGAAGCCAGCGACUGCAGCUGUCCCCUUGGGCCCGAAGGCGCCCUUCCAGGCGCUCUGCAGGAUGGGCAUCAUCAUGGGCUAUUUUUACCUUUGUGACAGAGCAGAUGUCUUCAUGAAAGAGCAGAAGUUCUACACACACUCCACAUUCUUCAUCCCUCUCAUCUAUAUAUUUGUCUUGGGAGUGUUUUACAGUGAGAACAGCAAGGAGACCAAAUUACUCAACCGAGAGCAGACAGAUGAGUGGAAAGGCUGGAUGCAGCUUGUCAUCCUCAUCUAUCACAUAUCUGGUGCUAGUGCUUUCAUUCCAGUGUACAUGCACGUGCGGGUGCUGGUGGCAGCGUACCUUUUUCAGACUGGCUAUGGACACUUUUCCUUUUUCUGGCUCAAAGGAGACUUUGGACUGUAUAGAGUGUGCCAGGUGCUUUUCCGUCUAAACUUCCUGGUCUUGGUGCUGUGUGUGGUGAUGGACAGACCCUAUCAAUUCUAUUAUUUUGUCCCAUUGGUCACCUUCUGGUUUGUCGUCAUCUACGCUACACUGGCCAUGUGGCCUCAGAUCCUGCAGAAGAAAGCCAACAGUAGCGGUAUAUGGCACCUCGGGGUCCUGGUAAAACUACUGGGUCUCCUUCUGUUCAUAUGCUUCUUUGCCUUUUCACAGGGUUUCUUUGAGAGCAUCUUCUCCAUGUGGCCCAUCUCCAAGCUCUUCGAGCUGAACGGAAGCAUCCACGAGUGGUGGUUCAGAUGGAAGCUGGACCGAUUUGCGGUGAUACACGGCAUGUUAUUUGCUUUCAUCUAUCUGGUGCUGCAGAAGCGCCAGGUGCUGUCAGAGAGCAAAGGAGAAGCUCUCUUCUCUGUCAAGAUUUCCAACCUGCUCCUCUUCCUCUCUGUUGUCUCCUUCAUAACUUACUCAAUAUGGGCCAGCAGCUGCAAAACCAAAACAGAGUGCAACGAGAUGCAUCCUUACAUCUCUGUGGUCCAGAUUUUGGCCUUCAUUCUCAUCAGGAACAUUCCUGGCUACGCCCGCUCUAUAUAUAGCUCUUUCUUUGCAUGGUUUGGAAAGAUCUCCUUGGAGCUGUUCAUAUGCCAGUACCACAUUUGGCUGGCAGCAGACACCAAGGGAAUUUUGGUCCUGAUUCCAGGAAACCCUUCACUAAACAUCAUGCUCAGCACCUUCAUCUUUGUUUGUGUGGCUCAUGAGAUUUCCCUCAUCACCAAUGACUUGGCCCAGGUGGUUAUCCCCAAAGACAGCGUGGCCCUGCUCAAGAGACUGGGGGUUGUGGGGCUCUUCAGUCUGAUUGUACUGCUGCUAGCCAGAGGCAGCCAGCCCACACCCGGUGCCUGAUGGACACCUCUUUAUUGGGGGGCACAAAAGACUCGCUAAGCCCCUCCUGAGAUUGAAGUGAGGUACAGAUCCAAGCCAGGAGCAGGCCCGGGGUUUGAGGCUACUGGCGGCCACAGACGACAAUAAGGAACCCACGGGAGAUCACCGCUGGCCAUGUUUGAGCAGAGUCUGUACUUUUUGACUGCUGUGAAAGUCGCACACUGAAGAAAAGAAAAAUGCCCAGAAAAGGGGACAUUGCUCCUUUUAAGUGCAAAUGGUAAGAGAAAAAAGAACAAUAACGCUCGAAAUGUUUACAUUAUCUGGAUUCAACAUAGGAGAAACUUGGAGAUGUGGAGUUUAAUUUAAAACAAAAAGAGGUCCUCUCAUUUCAACGCCUCGUGCUUGCUGUGUGAAUUUUUGCAGCGUUGCUUCUAUUUAGCCAAACACACAAAUAGGAAGUUUAUUUUGUCACAUACAGUACUUCCUGUCAUUACUUCAAUUUGGAAGAGACCACUGGGCACACACUCCGUCCACAUGGCAGUAGCAGCUGAAGGUAUUUUCACUCAGGUGGAUCCAUAACCUACAUAUUCAGAUAUCUACUCUUUUACGAUAACAUGUUCAAUUGUGCUGCAGUUUAUUAUCAGCAUUACUUUGUACAGUAUUUCUGGUGACUUUAAAACAGUGUUAGAUAUCUAAAUAUGCAAAAUAUGGACCAGCAACUAGUUUGGGUGAUCAAAAAACUCAAGACUUAAGUAAAAAAAAAGAAAAAUUGGAGUGCAAUUGUUAAAAUGUUGGAAUAUCCCUCAACAUAUUUUUGCUAAUGUUUUUGUGAGUAAUUUAAAAAAAAAAAAAAAAAAAAAAAAAAGUUUGCCUUGUAAUGAAAGGUACCGUGGUCACCUGCUGUAGCUCUGAAAUUCUAUGUGAUAUGUACAGUAUUUAAUGAUUUAAAUUAAGCUUAUAUUUUAUACAUUUUUUUGGCUUUGUUUAUUUCUGUACUUUGCGCCCAUGACUGCUGUUUGUGAAGGAAGUAUUACAUAGAUCUUAUACCCAUCCCAGCAUCUCAUAGAUGAUUACCUGCCUCAGAGACACACUGCGGGGGUUGAGCCUUUACAGUCUACCGCCUGUCUGUCCUAUUAGCAGCUCAUGUCAUAGUCUGUGUAUAUUUGUACGAUAGAGUGAGAGAUUUAUUUUAUACAGCAAUGCUUCAGCAGUGUUUUUAGUCCUUUAUCCUUUCAUUGUCAUUAAAAACAUGCCUCAUAGCUCCGUAGGAAAAUUCUGGGUUGCACAUAUUAUUGUACAAUAGGGCUAACAGAUGAAUAUACAUGCUCCCUCUGCUGUCACAGCCAGUGAACUUUUUGGUCAGUGAGUGAAUGAAUAAGUGAUUACUUAGACUAAAUGCCUUUGAACAUACAGCUUCUCUCAGUGGCUUAUACAUACAACACAUCUCCAGGUGUACUUUGUCACAUCUGUGAUGCAGCCUGGGAUCACAAUCUUCCUUCAUUACGCACUUUGCAUCAGGGCCACAUCAACAUUUAAAAACAACUACUUGGUAAUGCACUGACUGAGCUGAGAGGACAUAUUACUUUUGCUUCAAGGAAAAUAUUUUAUAUUAUGUCAACUGACACAUGGCUGAUGUCUCUGCCUAUUUAUCCCAACAGACAUUUGACUGAGAUUAGCACUUUUAUUUUAAGGUAUAUAUUUUUCCUUUCAUCUCUGAGGUGAAACAGUGGUUAACAUGGUACCAGUGCAGAUACCUUCUGCACAUUUUGUUUUGGUAAAUCAAAAUGUUUUGUGACGAUCAUUUGGCAAAUAAAAAAUGAUACUGUAAGAGCCAAGCUGUAUUACAUCAAAUCUUGAGUUGCAUAUUUCAUCUACCAUGGGGGAUAGUAAAAGAUUGCAGUGUCAGUGGUUUUCUACAUGUUUAUGUAGCCUCCCUUUUAAAGAAAAACAUGGGUCCACAAAGAAGGACAUUUUCUUCACAGUGGAACAAUUUGUCUACAGCUUUCUCCUGUCAUUUCUCUGAUUAUGUACAGUUCAGGUUGUGUUCUCAAACUGAACAAGAGCCAAGUGAAUUUGUAAUUUGUAUAACCAGUCAUCACCUCCUUGUAGAGACGAGAAUGGCAUUUCCAUGCUGCAGUUUCUUUUUUCUUGUAAAGUUUACUGAUCCGUUUUCUCGUCUGAUCAACAGCUAUAAAUUUGGUAAUUGUUUCAGGCCUUAAAAGAUCUCUUUGGUCGUGUAAAAGCAACAACUAUUUAUACCCCUGUGCAGGUCCUCUUUGAAAUAUGUUAUAUGUAAAAUUUUUUGUGAUGUCUUCAAAAAUGUGAAAUGUAUCCAUAUUAUUUAUAAACGCCUUUAUUCUGUUGUACAUUGUUAAUAAUACCUUCAUAAAAUGUGCUCUUUUG